This is a messenger RNA of Drosophila innubila, 3081 nucleotides long. RefSeq names its product putative tyrosine-protein kinase Wsck (gene Wsck). NCBI's taxonomy places the organism in Eukaryota, Metazoa, Arthropoda, Insecta, Diptera, Drosophilidae. The record is from RefSeq and is a predicted model, not a curated record. The coding region runs from base 304 to 2745 and encodes 813 amino acids. Gene Ontology annotation, molecular function: protein tyrosine kinase activity; ATP binding; protein binding. Gene Ontology annotation, biological process: protein phosphorylation. The transcript is spliced from 2 exons.
AAUGGUUGCUGAGAGCAACGAGCAGCAGCAGCAACAACAACAACAAUAAUGGCCAAAGCAAAACGAGUCAAGCAGCGGCAGCAACAACAACGACAGUCGCGUUCUGAGCAGCGCUUAAAAUGCAAGAAAAAAAAUAACAUAAAGCGCGCAAAAGGGAAAAUCAGCGUUUAAAUUGCUUAAAUUAGACAGUAAAUAGUGUUUAAUUAGCUUAAUCAAAGCAACUAGCAGCUCCCAUAGGGGGGCUUAAACCAAAGACCCAACCAUCAACCGGGCUCAUCAUCAUCAGACGCCAGUCGCCACAGCAUGAAGUGUGGACACCGCCCAAUUGCCAGCUGGCAUCCCGCAUCAAUUUCCCUGCUGGCCAUGUGUCUGCUGCAAAGUUGUUGUUGUGUAUCCAUGCAGGAACUGCCAGAGACUCGGAUGGGGAUGGGAAUGAAGGUGGAGUUGCAGUUGGAGGAGCCUGUUUAUUAUUAUGUAGGCUGUUUUACGGCUCGAACGGAUCUGCUUAAGGAAUCGCUGUACGCCAAGGCGCCUCAAGCCUGCAUCGAGAUCUGUGAGCACCAAGGACACAGAUACGCGGUGCUGGCGGCGGAGAAAUGCUUUUGUGCCAAUCAACUGGAGCCGCAGGAGAAGCAGGACGAGCAACUGUGUCACACCCGCUGUCUGGCGAACAAGGCACAGUAUUGUGGAGGCGUUGGUGUCCACUCGUACUACUCUACUACGCUGCUGAAGCAACCGGCGCCACAUCAUCUGCGGGUGGUCAACACCACAGAGAACAGCCUAAGCCUCGCCUGGGAUGCCUAUGAGUCCACCAAAAUGCUGUUGGCCGGCGGUGCAGAUCCUCUGGCACCGCACACACCGCAAAUUGCCAACAUUCGCAUCAAGUGUCAAGUGGUGGACACCUAUUCCACAUUGCCCACAUUCCAGCAGCCCGAAUUCAUAGUGCAAAGCACGGAGACACGUUUCGAGCUCACCGAUCUCCAGCCGGCGACUCUCUACAAUGUCAGCGUUAUCGCCAUUUGCGAUCUGCCACAGCGGGAGCAGAAGGAAUGUGGCAUUGCCACACUGAUGGCCAGAACCGAGGUGGGUCUGCCCAGUCCAGCUCCCAUGCAGCCCAGGAUUCUCUCACGCACGGAUAACACCAUAACCGUGGAGUUGUCCCCUGUGCACAACAACAAUGGACCCGUCUCCCACUUGCUCAUCAUUGUCGAGUUCGUGGAUGACUCGCUGAGUCGACCCUUCGAUGCACAGCUGCUGGGCAGCUGGCAGCAAUCCCAACAGAAUAGCGUUCCCUUUUACAUUGCCGCCGAGCUGGACUACGAUCGACCGGAGGACAAUCGCCAGAGGCACUUUGUCAUCGGCGAUGGCAAACGAUAUGGCAGAUACCGCAAUGUGCCGUUGGAGCCACUAUCUGGAGAUCAACAGAAGGAGAAGGAGGUCCAUGUGCACAUCAGCUUGGGCGUGGUGAGCACACUGCAGAACAUUACAAAGACGCUGUACACGAGAAGCAAUCAUGAGCAACAUGCCAGUUCCCUGGACGACUUUAGUUAUGCCACAUUCGACAAGGGACAAUCUUCGGUGGUGGCCUUGGCUGUCACCUGUGUGAUCUUUGGAAGCUGCCUGCUGCUCAGCCUCAUCACCUACUUCUAUCUGCGCUACAAGACCUGCCACAGUCGAGGCUUGUCUGUCCGUGGACGCAAUGCCCACGAGAUGACGCAACAGACGCCGAUCAUUGAGCGGGAGAACAAUGGUUAUCUAAUGGAGGAUGAGCUGCCUCCCACGCUGGAGAGUUUUAAGAAGCGGUUGCAGACAAUGGUUGAGGGAUUGGAACGAUUGCCUCGCAAUGCAUUACGUUUGAAUGCCAACGAUGUGAUUGGAGAGGGACGCUAUGGUGAGAUUAUCACGGGCAGACUCAUCUCAGGGGAAGUCGUCAAGGAUUGCGCCCUCCAUGUGCUUGCCCUGGACGAUCUAAGUGCUCCGACGCAGGCUCAACUAUUGCGAGAGCUGCGACAAUUGAAGCAAUUGCAACGACAUGAAUUAAUCCUGGAGUUCUAUGGGAUUUCGGCCAGUGCUGAUUGGUUCUAUCUCGUCUUUGAGCUGCAACGCGUCAGUCUGAAGCGACGACUGAUCGAGAGUCGUCUGGCAACGCCGGCUGCACGUCUGACCACGCUCACGGAGCAACUGGUGCUCCAGUGGAUGUACGAGCUGUCCAGUGCCAUGUCGUAUCUGGGUAGCUGUCAGGUGAUCCAUCGCCAACUGUCCGGCUACAGUGUCUAUGUGAGCGCCGACUCCAAGUUGAAGCUGUGCGUCCUUGGACCAUUGCACUAUGUGAAUGACAAUGGCCAGCAGCUGGAUCUUUGCCGCUGGCUGGCGCCGGAAGUGUUGCGUCAUCAGCAUCAUACCACGGCCAAGUCGGAUGUGUGGUCCUUUGCCUGCGUCGCCUGGGAGUGUUGUGCUCUGGGCGGAACGCCCUAUGCGAAUGUCGCCAGUAGCCAGCAGCUACUCGAGGCUCUUCGUGCUGGUGUGCGUCCCGCUCAGCCCGCCUAUGUCUAUGGCGAUCUUUACCAGCUGCUCCUCAACUGCUGGCAGCUGGAGCCCAGCGAACGCAUUGGCUUCGAGGAUGUGGCCUUUGGUGUCCGACAACUGAUGACUUCGCCUCGACACGCCCUGUGCUUUGAUCGCUCCACAUCCGACACUCUGGAGACGCUGCCAUUGUAUCUACCAAUGCUCGAGACGCAGAUUUAACUUGGAAAAUAGAAAGCCGACUCGACGACACAAAUAUCCUUUAGUUUUAUUCCUUUUAAUUUACAACACCUUCACAUACCGCAAUUGUUUGACGCAAUUGUUUUGACAAAGAAAGUAAUUGAAAAAAUAAACAAUUGUUUCUUAAAAACAAUAACUUGCCUAACGUUUAUAUCUUAAAGUUUUCCAGGCAGAGCAAUAAACGCUUUUGUUGUUGUGUUUAUUGCUGUGUUGACCAUUUGUAGUUUUCCUAAGUAUUUCUUUUUAUCAAAACUUGUUAACAGCAACCAACAAAUAAAUCUGUCAUAUUGAAUCGACAGAUGUCAUAUUUAAAUACAA